Molecule: messenger RNA, 881 nt
Organism: Haliotis rubra (blacklip abalone)
Lineage: Eukaryota; Metazoa; Mollusca; Gastropoda; Lepetellida; Haliotidae
Product: glutathione S-transferase-like
Exons: 5
Coding region: 97-705 (202 amino acids)
Biological process (GO): glutathione metabolic process
Molecular function (GO): glutathione transferase activity
Source: RefSeq, a predicted model, not a curated record
ACACCGCAUGUGACACAGCACUUUCUGCAUACGGGCGUCAGUUCUGAGCUAACAGUCGACGACAGUAGAAGGUAGCGUACAUGGGGAAUCUUAGCCAUGCCGACUUACAAAUUCCGUUACUUCAACGUUAGGGCCUUUGGGGAACUGCCCCGUCUGAUGUUUGUUCUAGCAGGACAGGAGUUUGAGGACAUACGGAUCCCUAGGGAAGAAUGGCCGGCCUUGAAGCCAAAAACACCACUGGGUCAGUUGCCCGUCCUUGAGAUUGAUGGGAAAUUUUAUCCUCAGAGUAACGCCAUAUACAGAUAUCUUGCAAAGAUAUUUGGUUUCUAUGGUAACGGCGAUCUGGAGGCCCUAGAGAUGGACCAGGUCCUCGGUGUGGUCAUGGACAUCUACAUGACCUACGCGCGAACCGUUUUCGAGAAAGACGAAGCCGUGAAGGCUGAGAAGAUGAAGGAUUUGAAGGAAGUCCAAGUACCGUUGUAUUUCGGGAUGUUUGAGAAGUUGCUGAAGAAAAGUGGCAGUACUGGGUUCUUUGUUGGCAAGAAGAUCAGUCUUGCAGACGCCAGUGUGUUUGAUCUCGCUGAUAAAAUGUCGUCAGUGGUCAAGCUGGAAGACUACCCUCUGGUCAAGAAAUGCAGUGACAACGUUUUGGCCAACCCUAGAAUCAAAGCAUACCUUGAGAAACGGCCGGUUACAGAGAUGUGAUCCGUGACGCAUGAACAUUUCUCUUAAAGUACUAGUUCUAGAUACUGUAAUGCUUAACGGUACCAAGCAGUGUUAACAAAUAUGAGCAACAGGAACAUUUGAAUGAUUUAAUUCAUGUUGUUUUCUGAUAGAGUAUUGUAAAAAUAAUUUGGUUUCAAUAAACAGAAGAUUGUUGA